Sabethes cyaneus is the source of this 978-nucleotide messenger RNA. RefSeq lists its product as uncharacterized. Gene Ontology annotation, cellular component: nucleosome. The coding region runs from base 1 to 978 and encodes 325 amino acids. The record is from RefSeq and is a predicted model, not a curated record. NCBI's taxonomy places the organism in Eukaryota, Metazoa, Arthropoda, Insecta, Diptera, Culicidae. Gene Ontology annotation, biological process: nucleosome assembly. The transcript has a single exon. Gene Ontology annotation, molecular function: DNA binding.
AUGAGUGCCUCAGAGUCCGAGCAAGAAUCAUCCGAAGCUGAAUCUCCAGUCAUUAAAACGAGGCCGGUUCCACGGCAGCAGUCUAGCGAGUCUGGAGAGGAAAGUGACGAAGAUGCAGAUCAUGAGGACACUGCAGAAGAGGAUGAAAACGACGAAUCAGAUGAGCAAGAGGAAAUAGAAGAAAAGCAAAAGGACAUGCAAGCAAAAUCUGUUUCUUCAAAGACAAAAGGUGGUCCUGUAAAUCCACCUAAGGCCUUUAAACCCGCAGCUACAGUAGUCGCUAUGCAGCACCCAAAAUACGAUAAAAUGGUAGAAGAAGCAGUUAAAGAGCUUGUUGAGAACCAGCGGACAGGGACGUCGAUUUACAAGGUUAUGAAAUUCAUCGAGAAUAAAUAUUCUGUUCCUGAAGCUAAGGCAAAGUUAUUUUGCAAAAAAGCAAUUCAAAAAGGUCUAAAAAAUGAAACGUACGUCAAAACUAGCGGUAUUGGUUUGACUGGAUCGAUUGGUUUUUCAGCCUCUUUUAAGAAAAAAAUAAAAAGUGAGCAGGCGAAAUUGUUGAAACCUAAAAAACCUACAACAUCGCAAGUAAAAGCAAAAGCUAAACCUCAGCCAAAAAGUGAAAAAGAAACCGUUACUAAGAAAAAAGCUCCCAGUCGGAAGGCAGAACCCAAGACAAAGGAGUCCGCUAAGCUCAAGAAAGACACUAAGAAGAACGCUGCAACGAAGGCAGGUUCCAAGAAUGACAAGUCCAAAGCUAAGAUCUCCAAAACGGGAAAGGUUAGACUCUCUAUAAACUCAAUGAUUGUUCCGCAACCCAAACUGAAAGGCACAGUGAAAUCUAAAUCAGCCGGUGCUGGGCAGGGUAAAAAGAAAACUGAAACGGUUAAGUCCGCUGCUGGUCCAUCGAAGAACAAGAUAACAGCACCUAAAGCAAAGGUUCAACCAAGUAGAACGAAAGCAGCGAAUAAAAAAGCCUAG